AUGGGAAGUAAAUCGUACAGAUCGAGAAGCAGAGAUCGCAAAAAUAGAAAAUAUGAAUAUAGCAGCACACACGGAAGGCACCGCUCAAUAGAGAAAAAAUAUACGGAAAGAGAACGAGUAUCAUACCACAGAGAUAGGUCAAGAGACAGGAAAUAUAGAGGGCACUCACCCAGUUACUCCAGAGAAAGGUCGUACGAAAGAAGAAGAGAUCGCAGAAGUCACGAUAGACACUCGGGGAAGCGAGAUGGGAGAGAAGUGCGGCGUAGCGAAAGCCACAGAGAAGAAAGGAGGAGAGAAAACUCAAGUAGACACAAGCACCGCAGAUAUAAGAAGCACGGCAGAAGCCCGUCGCGCUCGACGAGAAAAAGGCACGGAAGGUCAAGAAGUGUGUCGCUGGGGCGCAGCGACGGUAGGAGGACGCCGUCAGAGCCCUCAGAAAAGUUAACAGUGCCAGUGCCUCCAGAAGGGACGGGGAGUGGCGCAACGGCAAGUGGCACGAGUAGGGACGGCACUAGGCCAGAUAAGGGCUCAGAAUCGGAGGCCACAAAGACAACACUAAAAGGCGACAGGACGCUGACCGUGAUGAGAGACGGAAAAAUAAUAUCAAGUACCGUGCAGACAACAGUUAGAAAGGAAGAAAGUAGCAGCACAGCCACUAUCAGUGAAACCACGAUCAUCUCGGGAGUGAAGUUGGAGUCUGAGGCGAUUCCCAGGAGUGGAGGGAUCGGCUUCACGACCAAAACAAAAGUAGAAGGGGAAUCCACCAAGGAGGCAGCAAUGCAAGAAGGCUCGAGCAAGGAAAAGGGGGAAAAGGACGCCCCAGACGGCACGUGGAAGGGUUUCCCGCCCCCAAAGUACUACAAAAAGCUGACCAAGUACUACGACGCAGUGCCCAAGUUCGGAGCGCUAGCGCCGAACAUGUACUUCCCGCUCGACGGAGCGAAGCUGCGCAGAUACAAAGCGUACAAGUCGUACAACGACAAGCUGAGAAGGUACGAUGAGUUAAAAUUCUACAAGAGGCAGCUGAUGAAUCUGGUGCGGUCGGACUUUGACUACCUAAAGAUGAAGCUGGAAGUAAGUUUAAACUUAAAUUAA
Theileria orientalis strain Shintoku is the source of this 1095-nucleotide messenger RNA. RefSeq lists its product as hypothetical. The record is from RefSeq and is a predicted model, not a curated record. The transcript has 3 exons. The coding region runs from base 1 to 1095 and encodes 364 amino acids. Lineage: Eukaryota; Apicomplexa; Aconoidasida; Piroplasmida; Theileriidae.